AUGGCUUCCCAGCUGCCGGAAUACGGUAAAACCUAUCAAAACGUCUGGAGUUCCAACGAAAAUUGCAGCCUACUGCUAGCACGUCUUAUAAAUGGUACCAUUUCCCCUGAAGAUCCCAUCAUUGAGUGUGGUCCUGUGGAGUAUACGGUGCCACAGGCUGUAGCAUUAGGCAUCCUUCUAGUCUUGCUGACUAUCGGCACAGCUGGUGGUAACCUACUCAUCAUGCUGGCCGUAUUUCUGGUACGUAAAUUGCGUUCCCCAACAAACCUGCUGAUUGUGAAUCUGGCCCUAACAGACUUCCUCGUGAGUAUUCUGGUUAUGCCAUUUGCAACGGCCUACCAGCUGCUGGGCUACUGGCCCUUCAAUCAGGGCAUCUGUGACCUCUACAACAUAUUCGAUGUUCUCCUCUGCACCUCUUCCAUACUCAGUCUCUGUGCAAUAUCAAUCGAUCGCUACUUGGCAAUCACGCGGCCCCUAAGAUAUGCAUCGAAGCGCAGUCCCAAGCGUAUGCUGUUCAUGAUUCUCAUCACUUGGCUGCUCUCUGCGGCAAUCAGCAUUCCUCCGGUGUUUGGCUGGGAGAAGAAGAUUAGCCCCUAUUACUGUGGCUACAGUGAUGAUCUGAGCUACCAAUUAUAUGCAACCUUCACCGCUUUCUACAUUCCCCUGGUUGUCAUGCUGGUUCUCUACGGAAAGAUCUUCCUCCUGGCCAAACAAAUGGCUCUGGUGGAUGCGCAGAAAGCGGGAGCUGUGGGUCCACGCUCGCCCUCCUUUGUAGCUCGCUCCUCAGACUCUGAAGGA
This is a messenger RNA of Dibothriocephalus latus, 798 nucleotides long. Lineage: Eukaryota; Metazoa; Platyhelminthes; Cestoda; Diphyllobothriidea; Diphyllobothriidae. The record is from the annotation of a GenBank genome assembly.